AUGUCCCAAUCCUCACCCUGCCUGCUCAUCUCCAGGGUCCCCGAAGAAGUGCUCGUGGGCAUCUGUCUCGAGUGCGAGCCCUGCGAUGUCUUCGCGCUCGGCAAGGCCUGCUCCUUCCUCCACCGCAUCCUCUCCCGCAACGUCUACGUCCAGUACAAGCUCGAGCUCGCCCUCGCCGGCAUGCUCGACCAGCCCCUCCCGCCCUGCGCCUUCGCCCCCUGCGCGCCCGCCUUCCGGCCGUCCACGCUCGGCACCGCCGCCAAGCUCCACCUCCUCCGCCUCCACCGCGCCCGCGCCCACAGCGGCCGCUUCGCCCCCGCCACGCCCGUCGCCGUCGCGCGCGGCCCGCACGUCGCGCGCUGGGACGCGUACCCCGCGUUCGGCGGCGCGCUCGCCGCCGUCGUCGUCCGCCCCGACCACGCGGACGCGCUCGUCGUCGCGCCGCCGCUGCCGCCGAUGCUCGCGUUCGGCCCGGACGGGUCGAUCAUCGUCGCCGGGACUAGAGCGGGGGCCGGGGCGAGGGCGUGUGCGAGCGAGAGCGCGGACGGGACGUCGGGGCGCGGUGUCGUGAGCUGGACGGUGCCGCUCGACGCCGUCCCGAUGGGCUCUGCGCGGCCGUGCGUCAUCGCGACGGACAUUACCCAGAACCUACUCGUGUUCGUGCAGACUAUCGAGGACGGCGCAGGGCAGUCAGAGAACGCGGACGCAAUAGCGUACAUUCGCUGCCUCGACCGCGCGGAGGCGACCCACCCUCGCACCUUGUGCCCCGCGAUCCGCAUCGCGCCGCAAGAUCAAACCGCAGGUAACACUGGUACGCCGCCUUUCUGGCCGCGACGACGCAGGGUGAACAAGGACAUUCAGAUCCACGGCCUGCUCAUCGCCUGGAGCAUCGCGAGCGACAACCACACCUCGCUCUCCGAGCGUGUCACGUUCGAGAUCUGGAACUGGGCCACGGGCGCCCUCGUGAACACCUCCGUCCCUCGUCCGGUAUCGUAUUUCCCGACGAAGCGGCAAUUCCACGGGCUCGGCUUUUCGUCCACGCUCCUCGACUGCAGCACCGUCCUCGUCUCCUCCUUCCUCUGGGACGACGAAAUGCGUGUGUAUCGCUUCCAGCACCCGCCGGACUCCGAAGCGGACCCCGAGCCCGGCGGUCUCGCGCCCGGGGAGCACAUCGCCCUCAAGCUGCCCCCGCACGCGCACUGCGCGACGAUCCAGCAGUCCAGCAUCCCCGCCCCGCCCCCCUGCGCGCCGUUCUGGCCGGACCCCGCCCGGCGCAUCCUCGCGCUGCACCUCACCCAGGCCGCCUGGCGGCCCGCCACGCUCCUGCUCCCCGCCGCGGUCCUCUGCGCGCUCGUCCGCCGCGGCGCCGCGGCGGUGCCCUGGGACGCGUGGGGCGCGCGCGGCUCCGUCGUGCUACCCGUUCGGCGCGCGCGUGUUCGCGGCGACGCCGGGGCCCCCGGGGGCGGGGUGACGGAGAUCGACUUGAACCCGGUGCACGAGACGAGGAAGCCGCAGUGGGCGCUCGGGACCCUGUCUCUCGUCGCGCCGUGGUCGCGGUUGUGCGUGGACGAGGCGGGCGGGGGUGGGGGCAAGGCUGACGAGAGGGAAAAGGAGAAGGCGGAGCCUCCGGGGUGGGAGAUACGCAACGCGGACACGGCACCCCCGCACUCGGUGCACCACACGGAGCAUGGGCUGCCGUUUCCGCGGCGUGCGCUCAACGCCGUCCUCUCGUCUCCGGAAGGUUAUCUUGCUGUGGAAAUGGGGACAGGGCCCCAAACCGACCAGCUGUUUUUGGCGUCGGACCUUUGGCUCGCGACGUAA
This is a messenger RNA of Epithele typhae, 1821 nucleotides long. RefSeq lists its product as uncharacterized. The transcript has 7 exons. Lineage: Eukaryota; Fungi; Basidiomycota; Agaricomycetes; Polyporales; Epitheliaceae. The record is from RefSeq and is a predicted model, not a curated record. The coding region runs from base 1 to 1821 and encodes 606 amino acids.